Messenger RNA from Aegilops tauschii subsp. strangulata, 2174 nucleotides. Its product is annotated as cyclic dof factor 2. Lineage: Eukaryota; Viridiplantae; Streptophyta; Magnoliopsida; Poales; Poaceae. The record is from RefSeq and is a predicted model, not a curated record. Gene Ontology annotation, molecular function: DNA-binding transcription factor activity; DNA binding. Gene Ontology annotation, biological process: regulation of DNA-templated transcription.
UUUUGGCCCCUUCGGCUUCAUACUUUAAUCCCAUAUUCCCCAUGUAGAGUAGCAGCUAUAUCCAUUAGCCCCCCUCUCCUCUCCUCUCCCUCCACCAGCUCGGUGGUUGCUCUCUCGCAACUUCGCUCAACUUCCAGUGGCAAUAGCGGAGGCAGCGGCAGCCCGCGAUCGAUCCUUGCCGGGUCCGCGGGUGGGAUCGAGGAUGUCGGAUCAGAUGGAUUCCGGCAUAAAGCUCUUCGGGCGGGUGAUCCCGUUGGUUCCUGACGCUGCGCCCGGGCCGCCGGAAGCGGAGGCGACGGCCGGCUCCGAACACCCACCGCCGCCGCCGCCGGCGUCGGAGGCCGAGCCAGAGGCUGAUAAUAAUAAGGAACAACACAAAGAAAUGGAAGACAAAGGUGAUAGCGAAAUGAAGGUGGAUGCGCCAGAAGAGAAAGAAGAUAGUGCAACGAAGGGUGAUGAACCAAGAGAGAGAAAAGACAACGAAAUGGAGGUUGAUGCACCACAAGCCAAAGAAAAUGCAGAAACAGCCAGUUCGUCUACCUUGGACCACAAGAAAGAUGACCAGGCCCAGAUAAGCAAUACUGAAGAGAAAGCAGCGUCAGACCCUAAGGAGGGGAAUGAGAAGAAAUCAAAUGACGAAUCAGGCCAGGAUAAGGUGCUCAAGAAGCCAGAUAAGAUUAUACCUUGCCCUCGGUGCAACAGCAUGGAUACAAAGUUCUGUUAUUACAACAACUACAAUGUUAAUCAGCCUAGGCACUUCUGUAAGAAUUGCCAAAGGUAUUGGACUGCAGGGGGGAGUAUGAGGAAUGUACCUGUUGGUGCUGGGAGGCGCAAAAGCAAGAAUUCAGCGCUGCACUACCGUCAGUUGUUGAUGGCCCCUGAUUGUCUACUGGGGUCUAGAGUAGACAUCUCUAACACAGUGAACCCAGAAGUCCUUGCAUCUCUACCUUCCAUCCCGACACAAUCAGCCAGUAGAAGUGAAACAGUUCUCAAGUUUGGGCCUGAGGUGCCACUUUGUGAAUCGAUGGUAUCGGUGCUGAACAUUGAAGAGCAGAAUGUGACCAAUGCUGGAUCUGUACCAAGAGAUGAAACCAGGGAAGAUAACUCGUGCGCAUCGUCUACCACAUCAAACAAUGGGUUACCUGCAAACGCAGUCCUGCCUGGUCAGAACGGAGCGCCUGCUUACUGUAAUGGGGUUGGUCCGGUGCCUCAGUAUUACCUUGGAGCUCCUUUCAUGUACCCAUGGAGCAUGGGGUGGAACAACCUUCCUGUAAUGGUGCCGGGUGGAAGUAUGCCAGAAUCUGCUUCUCCAUCAGAAAGCUGUAGCACAAGUUCGGCGCCAUGGAUGAACUCUCCCAUGAUGCCAGGCUCAAGACUUCCCGCACCCCCAUUUCCAUAUCCUCUUGUUCCGCCUGCCCUCUGGGGUUGCUUACCAAGCUGGCCAGCCGCGGCAUGGAACACACCAUGGGUCGGGACCAACGGGUGCAUAUCGCCGUCUGGGUCAAGCAACAGCAGCUGUUCAGGCAAUGGGUCUCCUACUCUGGGGAAGCAUUCCAGGGACCCCAAUCCACAGAAAGAUGACAAGGAAGAGAAAUCACUGUGGGUUCCCAAGACGCUCCGCAUCGAUGACCCCGACGAGGCAGCGAAGAGUUCCAUAUGGGCAACUCUUGGCAUCAAACCUGGAGACCCUGGCGUCUUCAAGCCUUUCCAGUUCAAGGGUGAGAGCAAGGGCCAGCCAGCAGAUGCACGCCCUGCCCGUGCUUUACAGGCGAACCCCGCAGCGUUUUCUCGGUUGCAGUCAUUCCAGGAGAGCUCUUAAACUGAUGGCUGUUGCCUAUCUAAUACAUUUUGGCAACACAGCUUGUCCUGUAGUAAAAUUUGUACAUAAUAGUAUAGCUUUGCGAUAUGGGAAAAGACCCAAGGAGAGCUUUUUGAAUAGCCACUAACCUGCAGUGGAGCUUGCAAAGAGCUUUCAUGAGAACGAACUUGAGAGGUUUGUACUGUAAAUAUUUGACAAACUGGUUAUCUAUAACAAUGUAAUUAGGUUAAGUCAGGAGUACAAUCACCUGGUUUGCCACUCCUAUUAUUUCGGUGCGGGCUGUAACAAUUUAACAUUGCUACUGAUGAAGACUAUUUAUAGUACUAUCAAUAAACAGUUUGAGAUGUCGAGCGCA